This is a messenger RNA of Mycetomoellerius zeteki, 2378 nucleotides long. RefSeq names its product Ceramide phosphoethanolamine synthase. Lineage: Eukaryota; Metazoa; Arthropoda; Insecta; Hymenoptera; Formicidae. Bases 1119 to 2192 code for a protein of 357 amino acids. Gene Ontology annotation, molecular function: phosphotransferase activity, for other substituted phosphate groups. Gene Ontology annotation, cellular component: membrane. The transcript has 2 exons. Gene Ontology annotation, biological process: phospholipid biosynthetic process. The record is from RefSeq and is a predicted model, not a curated record.
AGGAAGUAGGAAAGAGCGGGAGGAGAGAUACUCGCGUUCUGUCAUUCUUAUCGUGUUUGUAUUAUCUCCGAGCAAUAUAUUAUUCCGUAUGCGGGACUCCUUGCGAGCGUUGCAGUUUAACGCGGUUCGUGUCAACGUCCGGCAGGCGCGCGAGUUCUCUGUUGGACUGGAUUAAAGAUAUUCGUAAAUCAAAUUCUGAUAUUGACCUAUUACGGAAUAGAGUGAAAUCCGUGAUCGGUGAAGGUAACGCAACUCGACAGACCACGAGGACUGUCCUGUCCUCUCCAUUAGUAUGACCCGCGACUUCGUGGAUCGCGCACGGUCUCUCGUGGAAAAAGAAUUUAAAAAGACUAAAAGAAAAGAGCGGGAUGCACGUGCGUGUCCGGUUGUUUCUAUCUACCUAUCUACCUCUAUCUGAAAUAGACUGAAAAUAACAAACACGUCAUAAUCUGAUAUGAGAAAAAUAGGUGAUAAAGGCGAGUUGAUAAUGAUCUACAGUUGUGGCUUAAAACGCAACGUAUUGCAAAAUAUUUCAGAAUACGCGCGAUCAACGAUGCGAUAUACAUAGCAGAAUGGGAUUUAUUCUGCGGCAAAAGUGUCAAGGCGCUGCUAGUUAUUGGUAAAACGCACAGUCAGCACAACGACAGGAGCUGUUCUCAUAAAGCUACUAACAUUGCGUGGAAAGUUUGGAACGAUUAAAAAUCAAAUUGCGGACUCCGACGCAUCUAGAGCAGAGAAAGGACGAGCAGAGGAGGAUCAGACCGCGAAGAAUGUCAUAGGCUUAACGUCGAUCAACAAGUUGAUCAACAAGCCACAAAAUAAGAAGAAUAAUGCUUGACAAGAUUUUUGUUGACACAUAAAACGCAAGUUGAAUUUAUGGAACAUCGGUAACGCUAAUUAGUAAUCUACUGCUGCGACGGAGUGUGUUGACCUUUUUAAUUAGAUAAGAAAAAAAUACCUGAAACAAUAAUAAGCCAUUAAGUAAGCGAUUAAAAGAAUAAUAGCAAUUGACUUAGAUAAAUAAAUAAAUAAAUAAAUAAAUAAGAGAACAAUAUUAUAAGGGGAAAAACAAAGUAACGAGAAGAGCAUAGAACAAUUUGAUCCUUUGAUCUCGGAAAAUGUAUUCGUCGGCAUUUAUCAGUAAGGCGUGUCUGGCGUUUCUACUCCUGCUGUACUUCGUCGGAAUGGAUUUGUUACUUUAUUUUCGAGUGCAGGACUACGAUGUACGUCCAUCCGUGAACGACACGCGAGCUUCAUCGUAUCGUUCGCCGAUCUUGUGCGAUCUAAAUCCGAUUUGCACGGUGACGGUGAAGGCCAUGACGUUGGAUCACCCUAAUCACUAUGUCCUGAGCCCCCUGGCAUCCCUAGUGGAUUAUUUACUAGGCAUUAGUCGUUCCUGGAUAUGGCUGACGCCAAACGCCAUCAGCGUUUCUCAUGUAGCGGUGGCUGUAAUCGGCGCCCGUUACAUCACACGGAGUUCCCUCUUUUACAGACGGAUAGGUGUCGUCCUAUUCCAAGUCAGAGCCUGGCUGGAUGAUCUAGACGGCCAUGUGGCAAGGAUGAGGCUUAACAUCAAGGGUGAGAGAUCGGACGUCGGCUCUAUCGGUUAUCUCGUGGAUGGCGUCUGCGACGGUCUCGGCUGCAUUGCUCUCGCCGUCGCGGUAUUCUUUUUUCUGAGGCGCAACUCUAAUCACCGAGUCGGUUACGAGUUACUGCCCAUCCGGACGUUGAUGUCAUCGUCAUUGUCGUCCCACAAUUCCGUUUCCUCCACUUCGUUCUGGAAAUCACCUCUGUACAACAUGCUGAUGGUGGGUCUCCACUUUUCCCUGACAAGCAUCGCUUGGAACCGAUAUAUAUCCGUGUACCAGGAUCUUCUAGAAACUGACAUCUCUUCGACGAUCAGCCGAGAGGAUCUCUACGAUAGGCAAACUGUCGUGUUCAGAAGUUCCUCUUUCUGGGCUAUCGCCCUUGCAUGGAAGAUCUUUAACUUCCACGCAAUGAUGGACUAUUUUCUUCUGGCAAUAUUUUUGGAUCGCAUUUGGGAAUACAUUAGACUCACGUGGUGGCAACUACCCACAAUGUUGUUUCUGCUUAUCCUUAUCAGCGAGCUUCACUACACGUACACUUAUGUAGAAAUAUUGUCGGUGAACGAGAGCUUGCGAUCCUCCUUGUAUGCAUUUCCUAAUGCAUAAAGGUACAAUUUCAUGCUAACGCUCGACGCUCAUUUUUAGCGUCAAAACGAGCCACACAUGAUCAAAGUUGACAAAUAUCGAGCGUCUAUUUCGAUCAUGUGACCUGUUUCGUCGCUAAAAAUGAGCGUCAAGCGUCAGCAUGGAAAAGGUUUCUUUUAAAGUCUAUUUUUUUUUAUUAUAGUUUAA